Molecule: messenger RNA, 3614 nt
Organism: Cuscuta europaea
Lineage: Eukaryota; Viridiplantae; Streptophyta; Magnoliopsida; Solanales; Convolvulaceae
Source: the annotation of a GenBank genome assembly
CCCAGGACCCAAAAUAUAAAUUCAUCCCCAACCCUCCUUUCCAUCUUCUUCGCAUAUCUCUUGCGCAUAUCUCACUCCACCUCCAAGCCGAUCAUCACCAUCCUCAGCCCGAUCAGAAACAGAACCAUCGACAUACAUCCCCACAGCUCGUCAACCUUAACCGGUAGGCGUUUUCAAACAUACCGGUAUCAUCGGCACUUUAUACGCUUUCCGGCCGCAUCUUCCGAUUAUUAUUUUGAAGAAUCUUAGCCGCAAUCAUCAACUAAUCUCGAGAGGAAAGUAUUUUUUUUCGCGUAAAUUGUGAAGUGCUUUAAUUAAUUUCUCUGAAAUAAAUGCAUGCAAAUUACAAAUUGAUUACUAUGUCAUCAUUAGUAUAAAAUGCACAAAAAUUUGUAGAUCUCGUUUUAAUUCAGUCUAACUUGAAUAAAAAUCCUUAUUUUUUCAAUCCGGACCAUAAAUCCACACUUUAAGUUGAUACAAAUAUGCAUUUUCAAUGAAACCUAUUUUAGUUUGUUUAUUAUUUCGGAAUAGUAGCUGCAUGUUUAAAAUUAACCCAAUCGGAUAUUAAAAUUAUUUCUUUUCUUAUUUACAAAUCUAUAUAUACUUUGAAAACGUGAUUUUGUUAUUAACCGAUGAUAACCUUAUGUUGUCAACUUAAGCUAUACACAUUAAUCAACAUAUUCUAUUAAAUCGAUUUCAAGUAUUUUUUAUUUUUAAAGUAUAAAGUAUAAACUCAUGAGUUCAAAUAAACAAUUUUCUGGGAUUGCUAAACUCUGGCUAUUCUGCCUGUUUUUCUCUUAUAACAUAGUUUCCCGAAAAUGAAAACAAUGAGUUCCCGAGCAUAACUAAAAUCUGUCAAAUCUAAACAUGUUGUAUAACUUCCAAUCUUAUAAAUUAAUCUCCUGAAAUGAAACCAAGGAAUUGUUGGUCUGGAAAUCAGUAACAAUAAGAAUCUAAAAGAGAAUCAUAAAUCAUGAAUGAUCAGUACAUAUUUCAGUUAGUGUAUGAGCAACUUUUUUUCAAGUAAUCAAGUUGCAACCAUUAAAUAAAAUCAAGUGCAAUACAAUGAUUGUAUAAUGUAUGAUUGUUCGCAAAAAUAUAGAUGGAUUAUUAUUAUAUACUAGAACUAUUGAUUGAAAAUUACAUGAACUUUGAACUGCAGGUCUGCAACUGAAGUAAUUGAAAUUUUAGACACAACAUACCUUAUGCUAAGAAUAAUGUAUAGCUACAUAUUACAUAAACUUGAUAGAAAAAUAAAAUAAAAUAAAAAUUACCAUGAAAAUGGAUAGAUAGGUUGCAGACUUCUCAAUGAUAGAGCAACUUCUGAGUCGGAAGCAUAGCCAUAGGAAGCAUCCAUCAUUUAUAGUAAAACCACUGCAGAUAAGCGAAUAAAUUACAAUGACUUUAGUUAGUUAAACAGUAAUUGACCAUAAUGGACCGACACUAUAGUUAUUUAAACAAAACUAGGCAAUUUUGAUCUACACUUUUGACCAAAACCACGGUAUUAACCGUUUGAUCAUAUUAAUUGUUUAGGACAAUAUAAUUUUAAAUUCUAUUAUGCAUCUAAGCUUUGACCUAAUUCUUGACAACCACAGAAAAGAGCUCCCACACCAACAGGAGCUUAGACAGGUUCUAUUCAGAUGGUGGCUGAAAUCUAAUCCUCAGACUUUGGAGGGAAGUCUCAGACAGAUAAUGCCCAGAGUUAUUCUCUGGCACAUUUGGAAGGGUCUCAAUGAAUCUCUUUGGGAUAAUUGAGCUUUUGAGGCUUUGAUGACUCCCAAAUCUGUUUCCAAAUCAAAAAAUACAUACACAACUGGUGCUACAUUAAUCAUGGAGCAAAAUUUUCAGAGAGACAGACUUCUAUAAGGAUGGACUUAUACCAGCGAAAUUAAGAGCUCCUAAGUAUAAAAUCUUUAUCUGGAAGAACACUCAACCAUACCACUUGCGCUUGAACACUGACGCCGCAUGAGAUGAAGGUUUCUGUGCCGGUGGGGCAGUUCUUAUGUUCAACUUAUGAAGUUCCAAAGAUCAAUAAUAACAGUCAACAAGAAGUUGCUCUAUCAUUGAGAAGUCUGCAACCUAUCUAUCCAUUUUCAUGCAUAACUUCUUGAAGUGGACAACAUAAGUAUGAUGUGCAGCAACUUUGCUUAUAGAUUUCCUUACCAACUUGCAUCACUGACACAAAACCAGAUUUCAAGCGAUAGAGAGACUGGCUCCGUGCCAAUUCAGUUCUCGAUAUACCAUUCUCCAGGGAGGAAGGCUGUGAAGUAUGCUACAGUGUCAGCUGAAAGUUAACCAGUGCCCCCCCUGCUUACUUAUCCCUCAGUCGAAGUGAACGAUCUCUGACUAAAUUCAAUACUAGCGAGAAGAAUGUACUUCAGAAAAGGGGAAAGAAAGAACACCAUCUUUGGAAGAAAAGAGAUUCAACUGGGUCAGGGCAGAAGGCACUCAACCUUGUUAGGAUUAUUUCAGGACUUCCGAAUGAGAAGAAUGUUGUUUAUGGUGCACUGGAUAGGUGGGUAGCGUGGGAAACUGAGUUUCCAGUGAUUGCAGCAGCCAAGGCCUUAAGAAUACUUAGGAAGCGAAGACAGUGGACACAACUAAUUCAGGUGGCGAAGUGGAUGUUGGGCAAAGGUCAAGGAGCAACUAUGGGCACUUAUGGUUUGCUUUUACUGGCAUUUGAUAUGGACCACAGAGCAGACGAGGCAGUGAUGCUAUGGAAUAUGAUCCUUCACACACACACCCGCUCUAUCUCAAAGUGGCUUUUUUCUAGAAUCAUUUCUUUGUACGAUCACCAUAAUAUGCCAGAUAAAAUCAUAGAAGUUUUUGCAGACAUGGAAGAGUUAUCUGUAACUCCUGAUGAAGAUACUGUAAAAAGAAUUGCUAGAGCUUUUCAGACACUUGGGCUUCCAGGAAAGCAGGAGAUGGUUCUGAAAAGGUAUAGGAAGGAAUGGAAGUAUAUUCAUUUCAAGGGUGAACGUGUUAGGGUAAAACAAGACCCAUGAGAUGAAGAAAGCCUGCAACUCCUGACAUCAUCUUUCUUGAGUUUAAAGACUUCUGGAAUGGUCAGAUGUAGAUAAUGUUGAACUUGUAAUCUUUUUAGAAUGAGAAUCAGAGAGCUCUAAAAAAGCCUAACAGGAGUGAUUUUCUUAUACUCUCUCUCUGUCUGAGAACAAAAGUGCUCAUGCUUGAAUAAUGUACUAAUGUACAAGCAUCACAUUUUAGGUUUAUUCAACUAAAUUAAGGUACAAGCUAUUUCAAGUUAUGAAUGACAAGGAGGAAGCUUGAAGUGGGAUCUCCUCAAUAACUACCAGGAAUGCGGCCAGAAAGAAAGACAACCAAGGGUUCCUUACUGACUUCUCUUCCGGAGUCCAAAUGAAUUGUUUAAUUUGGAACGUUAGGGGUCUAGAAUCCCCUCCAGCUCUAGACUUAAUUCCCUAAUUAAACAAUGGAGAAUUAUGUUUUUUGUUGCUAUUGAGCCUAUAAUGGACAGGUCUAAAGCAAAUCACUAUACAGCUCAGAUUGGUCUUAAUGAAGUCAUUACUUCUGAAGUAAAUAAAAUUUGGAUCUUUUGGGAUCCUACAAAGUAUAUCUGAUAGGGAUAACGAUUCACG